Hippocampus comes (tiger tail seahorse) is the source of this 3085-nucleotide messenger RNA. It is a transcript of the gene lrrc8db, whose product is annotated as leucine rich repeat containing 8 VRAC subunit Db. Bases 517 to 3024 code for a protein of 835 amino acids. The transcript is spliced from 2 exons. The record is from RefSeq and is a predicted model, not a curated record. Lineage: Eukaryota; Metazoa; Chordata; Actinopteri; Syngnathiformes; Syngnathidae. Gene Ontology annotation, molecular function: protein binding.
UUUGUUGUUGUUGUUGGCGGCUUCAUUUUCCGUUUGGCACUCGUUGGAUAGCCCCUCAGUCGUCUGCCUUAGCUUGCGUGACACUCCCUCGUGUACUUGUGUGUGGCGGGCUUUCGGCGUCACGCGACACGCGGCUUCCACCUGCCGUCCACAGGCGGAAAGCAGCAGAAGAACAUCCGCGCACACACGCGCACCACCGCCGCCUUCACUUCCACACAGCCGACGGUCGACCUCGUCAGCCGCCCACCGCCACCCGUGACCGGCGGCGGAACAAACCGGACCAGACCAUCCGCGACAAGGCGCGACGAGGCGGGACAGCCGGUCGGUUUGGGGGGUGGGAGGGGGGAGUAUCAGCCGCCCAAAGCCGCUUAGAAGCGGCCCGAGCACCGAACGCCACAGGAAGCACCGCCGCGACAAGGAAGAAUGGAGGGCUUCAACGCGGCUGUUGACCGGCCACCAGCUUCGGUUCGAGCGUAGCAGGAAGACACCGCGCGUCGAGCAGACCUCUGCGAAGGAAUGUUCACCCUCACCGAAGUCGCCUCCCUGAACGACAUCCAGCCGACUUACCGCAUCUUGAAACCAUGGUGGGACGUCUUCAUGGACUACCUGGGCAUCGUCAUGCUCAUGCUCGCUAUCUUCGCCGGGACCAUGCAGCUGACGCGGGACCAGGUAGUCUGCCUGCCCGACUUGGACUCGUCCCUAGACGAGGUGCCACCGCUACCGACCGAGGCGUCUGGCAGGAUGUGGAGUAAGGAGAGCGCCACGGGGGAUCAGGCGGCACCCCUGAUGGUGGCCCCGGAGCAACCGCCGACGCAGCAGCCGGCCCCCACCGGGAUCCGGACCAAGCUGGACUUCCAGCAGUACGUCUUUGUCAACCAGAUGUGCUACCACGUCGCCCUUCCGUGGUACUCUAAAUACUUUCCCUACCUGGCGUUGAUCCACACGCUCAUCCUGAUGGUGAGCAGCAACUUCUGGUUCAAGUAUCCCCGCACCAGCUCCAAGAUCGAGCACUUUGUCUCCAUCCUGGGCAAGUGUUUCGAGUCUCCCUGGACCACCAAGGCGCUGUCCGAGACGGCGUGCGAGGACUCGGAAGAGAACAAGCAGCGCCUGGCGGGGGCUUCCUCCCAUAACAAGCACUUUUCCACCAGCAGCGAGGAGGGCAGCCCCAACCAGUCGGCGCCCAUGCUGACCAAAUCCGGUGUCACCUUUUCCGCCGAGAAGCUGGUGAGCGAGGCGCCCUCCAUGACGAUCCUGGACAAGAAGGACGGUGAGCAGGCCAAGGCGCUCUUCGAGAAGGUCCGCAAGUUCCGCGCCCACGUGGAAGACAGCGACCUGAUCUACCGCCUGUACGCCCUGCAGACGCUCAUCAAGACCGUCAAGUUCAUCGUCAUCCUGUGCUACACCAUGACCUUCGUGGCCUCCAUCGACUUCCACCACUUGUGCGAGCCCGAGAUCAAACACCUGACCGGAUACAGGAAGUUCCACUGCACGCACAACAUGGCGUUCAUGCUGAAGAAGCUGCUGGUGAGCUACAUCGCGCUCAUUUGCGUCUACGGCGUCAUCUGCAUCUACACGCUCUUCUGGCUCUUCCGCCGUCCCCUCAAGGAGUACUCGUUCGAGAAAGUCCGCGAGGAGAGCAGCUUCAGCGACAUCCCCGACGUGAAGAACGACUUUGCCUUCCUGCUGCAUAUGGUAGACCAGUACGACCAGCUCUACUCCAAGCGCUUUGGCGUCUUCCUGUCGGAAGUCAGCGAGAACAAACUGCGGGAGAUCAGCCUGAACCACGAGUGGACCUUCGAGAAGCUCCGGCAGCACGUGACCCGCAACGUUCAGGAAAAACUGGAAUUGCACCUCUUCAUGUUGUCGGGGGUGCCCGACGCUGUGUUUGACCUCACCGACUUGGAGAUCCUCAAGCUGGAGCUCAUCCCCGAGGCCAGGAUCACGGCCAAGAUCUCCCAGAUGAUCAACCUACAGGAGCUCCACUUCUACCACUGUCCCGCCAAAGUGGAGCAGACGGCCUUUAUCUUCCUGAGGGAUCACCUGCGAUGCCUUCACGUCAAGUUCACGGACGUGGCGGAGAUCCCCAGCUGGCUGUACUUGUUGAAGAACUUGCAAGAGCUGUACCUGGUGGGCAACCUGAACUCGGAGAACAACAAAAUGAUCGGACUCGAGUCUCUGAGAGACCUGCGACACCUGAAGGUCCUGCAUCUUAAGAGCAACCUCACCAAGGUCCCCACCAACAUCACGGAUCUGUCGCCCCACCUCGUCAAGUUAGUGGUGCACAACGACGGCACCAAGCUCCUGGUGCUCAACAGCCUGAAGAAGAUGAUGAACCUGUCCGAGCUGGAGCUGCACAACUGUGAGCUGGAGCGAAUCCCACACGCCAUCUUCAGCCUCAACAACCUUCAGGAGCUGGACCUCAAAUCCAACCACAUCCGGACCAUCGAGGAGGUCAUCAGCUUCCAGCACCUGAAGCGGCUGACGUGCCUCAAGCUCUGGCACAACAAGAUCAUCUCCAUCCCGCUGUCCAUCAGCCACGUCAAAAACCUCGAAUCGCUCUACCUGUCGCACAACAAGCUCGAGUGUCUGCCUAGCUCUCUGUUCACCCUGCUCAAGCUCCGGCACCUGGACGUGAGCCACAACUCGAUCGCCGCCAUACCCCCGGAGGUGGGCUUCCUGCAGAACCUCCAGUACUUUGCGAUCACGGGCAACAAGUUGGAGGUUGUUCCCAAGCAGCUCUUCAAGUGCACCAAACUGCGGACGCUGUGCCUCGGCCACAACUGCGUCGCCGCCCUGCCGGAUCGGGUCGGCCAACUGGCGCAGCUGAGCCACCUGGAGCUCAAGAGCAACUGCCUGGACCGUCUCCCGGCGCAGCUGGGUCAGUGCCCCCUGCUGCGCCGGGGCUGCCUGGUCGUGGAAGACCACCUCUUUGACUCGUUGCCCAUGGAGGUCAAGGAGAGUAUCAACCAGGACUCUGCCGGCGCUUUCGCAAAUGGGUGCAGGUGUUUGACGGACGGGCGGUAGCACAUCAUGGCGCUUUUUUUUUUUUUUUUUUUUUAUGCAGCAUCUUACAGGCCAAGUAGGG